Molecule: messenger RNA, 3820 nt
Organism: Mauremys mutica (yellowpond turtle)
Lineage: Eukaryota; Metazoa; Chordata; Testudines; Geoemydidae
Gene: MOSPD2
Product: motile sperm domain containing 2
Exons: 15
Coding region: 66-1619 (517 amino acids)
Source: RefSeq, a predicted model, not a curated record
UCACGCGCUCCCCUCCCCCUUCCGCCCUGCUGCCUUGUCACCCGCUGAGGAAGCCCAGCGGGACCAUGGCUGGCCAGCAGGACAAGGCUGCCUUAAUUAGCGAAACCAGACGGCGCUUUGAGACUGAAUAUCUGCCAGAUAAAUCAGAUAAAUAUGAUUCCAGAGAUGUGGAAAGAUUGCAGCAAGAUGAUAAUUGGAUUGAAAAUUAUUUAAUUUGGCGUCAUGAUGUUGUGGAUGAUACACUGAAGAUGAUUGAUGACAGCUUUCAGUGGCGGAAAGAAUACAUGGUCAAUGAUUUGUCUGAAUCUGCCCUCCCAAAAUGGUUAUUUGAAAAUGGUGCUCUUUACCUGCAUGGAUAUGAUAAAGAGGGCUACAAGUUAUUCUGGUUCAGGGUGAAGUUUCAUACAAAAGAUCCUAAACUGCAGUUUGAAAAAAAGAAGUUUGUAGCCUUUUGGUUAGAGCAUUAUGCCAGGAGAGAGCAUGGGAAGCCUUUAACAGUGGUGUUUGACAUGGCUGAAACUGGACUCAGUCACAUAGACUUGGACUUCAUUCGGUUCAUCAUCAACUGUUUUAAAGUGUAUUAUCCUAAUUACCUCUCAAAGAUAGUGAUCUUUGAAAUGCCAUGGAUAAUGAAUGCUGCUUUUAAAAUUGUGAAGGGUUGGCUUGGUCCAGAUGCGAUAAGCAUGUUGAAGUUUACAAACAAGAAUGAAGUGCAGGAAUACAUCAGUGUAGAGUAUCUGCCUGCCUACAUGGGUGGAAUUGAUACUUUCAAGUACAGUUACCCUCCAUUGGUUGAUGAUGAUUUUCAAACUCCAUUAUGUGAAAAUGGACCUAUUACUACUGAAGAUGAAACUGAAAGUAAAGAGGAGGUGGAAGCAGACAGCAAGGAGGCUGGAGAAUUCAGUGAAGAGCAAAUUCUCAAUGCGAAAAAGGUAUGUUCUGUAGAACAAAUUUCCAAACCAGAAGAGAAUGACAAAACAGAUUCCAAAACAAAAAAUGCAAAGAAAGCGUUAACCAUUUUUAAAGGACCGUUAUUACAUAUAAGUCCAUCAGAAGAGCUGUUUUUUGGAUCCAAAGAAAUUGGAGAGAAAAAAUGCUUGAUAGUUCUGACAAAUGUGACUAAAAAUGUAGUGGCCUUUAAGGUGAGAACAACUGCUCCUGACAAGUAUAGAGUUAAACCAAGUAAUAGUAGUUGUGAACCUGGUACAUCAAUAGACAUAGUAGUAUCCCUCCAUGGUGGUUUUGCCGCUUCCCUGCAGGACCGUUUCCUGAUAAUGGCAGCAGAAAUGGACCAGGCUUCUGGGGCAGGUGUACCAGAAUUAGCUCAGUUUUGGAAAGAAGUCCCUAGAAACAAAGUGAUGGAACAUAGGUUAAGAUGUCAUGUUGUAGAAAGUAGCAAGCCUUCUACUCUGACAUUAAAAGAGAAUUCAUUUAAUAUUCCUACAAAAACCAAUGAAGAUUUACACUUACAGCUAACUCAAUUAUUACAGGUUAAUAGAAGACUUCAAGAGCAGAUUGAUCGCUGUGUCUGGUUCCAGCAGCUAAUAGUUGUAUUAGCAUUGUUCUUAGUUGCUAUUGCUGCCUUUUGCUUCUACGUGUUGUACACUCAGAGAUGCUAAACAGCAAUGCUUUGCACUACCCCUGCUGGCUGUGUUAAUCGGUUUGAAAGGAGAGAGAAUCCAAUGCUGCUCCAUUAAACCCUGAAACUACCAAAAACGAGAGAGGUCUGUGCUGUAAAGUACAACGUUGAGUCAUACUAUUUGCUGUUAAAAGAAGAAACGAAAGACCAACAAGAGUUCAGAAAUUUACUGAAACUGUCUUGACACAGUGCAGAAAAAAGAUAUUAAAAGAGCUAGGAGCUAUGUUCACUGGACAAGUUAUUGAAUAUUACCAAACAGAAAAGAUGAGUAAAUGUAACAAUAUACCGUAACUUUAAAACUGCAUAGAAUAUAUUAUUUUUCUCUUUUUGGUUGAAGUACUUUGAAUGUCACCUUUUUAGUUUCAUUCAUUCUCAUGCAUACAGGAUAUACUAAAAGGUGCAAGCAGGCUGCUUACAUUUAUUUAAAAAAAUAACUUUUUUUUUUUUACAGAAUUAAAAUUGUUAUAUAGUACAGGUUAGAUUUUUCUUACAUGAUAUGUGUGUAUGUACAUAGUGUAUAUGAAAAUAGGGAGACAUAUAGUACACAGUAGUUAAAUGGUGAUUCUUUUUGAAAUUCAGGAACAGCAUUCUUAUCAUGGUUAAAUCUUUAUUUUUUGUUUUUUUCUGAAUGUAAAACUAUUGUAUAAAUAUUUCAUGCCAAAUAGUAUACACAGUACAUCAGUUUGUAGCCAUAUUCCCCAGAAAAAAUGCCUGUCAUAAUUCCGAAGAAAUUUGAUAAAAAUACUUCUGUUGAGAUGCUGUCCUAAUUAAUUAUAGAUAUUUUGUUUUAUUAAAUUUUCCUACUCUGUUUACUAAUUUCACAUUGUUGUGGAAGGAACUCUUUAUACGAACUUCAAAGCAACAGGCUGUUAAGUAGGUCAGCAAUAGUCAACUGCAUGAUUCAUAUAAAAGCUAAAAAUCAAUGUAAGUAACAUUUCUGAGCGAUGUGCAAUCUUUCAAUCAUGCAUGAAUAUUUGGAGGAAACAAGCCAGAUCAGGAAAAGAUUGAGUAUAUUAGCUAGACUAUGAAAAAUAUAGUAUCUGCUGCUUCUUUGAAAGCAUUUUAGGAAUGGUAUAUAAAACGAGUGAGAAUUUAUUCUAGCAAAGAUUCUUUGUACUCAUUUCUGUAAAUAUUUAUAUUGAAAUGAUCUAAAAAUUAAAAGCCUAAAAGGAGACAUGGUAUCUUUCAUAAAUUAAGGGUCUCUCUCCGCCCCCCCCCCCUUUUUUUUUUGACUGACCAUUUAUAAUAAAUGCUUGAAACUUAAAACUGAAAUCUAGUUCUUGUUUUCACCACAAAUUGGCUUGUCCGGAUAAGUCUCUUUAUUAGUGCUGGGCCGAUGGCUUUGAUUUUUUUUAAUCAAUUAGAAAAGAUCAUUGCAGAGUUAAUGUUAUAUUUUGAAUGUACUGUUCCCCCUCCCAAAAAAAAAAUUUAAGGGGGGAGAAAACAGGACAAACUGGGUGUCAGUGUCUCUUUAAUAAUUAUAGGUGUGGCAUCAUUGACAUAAAGUAAAAGAAAAUUGUUUAAAAAAAUGUGAUCAGUAGUUUAUUCUACAAAAUUAGAUAGUGAACUAAUAGACUAAUUCUGAUUAAGCAGAAUAUCAAUCCAAUAAGGUUACUGAAAAUUUACUAUAGAAAUGGAAAGCUUUUGCAGAAAUACCUUUGUACUUGGUGAGCUAUACUGAAUUAACUCAUACUUCACGUUACUUUAUCACAAUGUUCUCUUUAUUUUUUCAUUAUUCUGGGUUUUGUUCAGCUUGCUUUCUGCUGUUCUUUUAUUUUCUAUAAUAUUUAAUACAUUCAAACAUCAGUUACCAUUAGCCAUAUUGUUUAAAUUAUUUUCCUGUACUUCAGAUUCCAAAUAUUUCACUGUCAACAAAGCAUUUAAUGGAACAUCCUCUGGAAAAAUAAUCUAGAGUUCUGGUAACAUACAGUAAUUUGUAAAUUAGAGACAAGUUUUACUAACUCUGUUUAUAAAAUGCUUUUUGCUAAUUUUGACUGGAUAUAGUAGCACUUUUUGUAAAAUUGCAAGAAAUAUAUUCUUAGAAUCUUUGCCAAUAUAAAUAUUCUAAUGCUCUGGUGCUUUCAUAUAUUUUCAGUAUUUUUAAUACAAUGUUAGUAUUUACUUUGUAUAAUUGAUCAGAUGAACAUGUUUUCUAUUUUAAUAUGUUUUAGAGGAAUAAAU